Brenthis ino (lesser marbled fritillary) is the source of this 1353-nucleotide messenger RNA. NCBI's taxonomy places the organism in Eukaryota, Metazoa, Arthropoda, Insecta, Lepidoptera, Nymphalidae. The record is from the annotation of a GenBank genome assembly.
AUGUGUGUACAAUCUGCAAAAAUAUUAGGAGUGUUUCCUAUGCCAUCUAUUAGUCACCAAGUGGUUUUUCGUAAACUUACUCAAGAACUCGCCAAAAGAGGUCAUAAUCUAACUGUGAUAACGACUGAUCCAGCUUAUCCUAAAGGAGCGACACCCGCAAAUUAUAAAGAAAUAGAUGUACGAAAUACAUCUUAUCAAACGUUACAGAAAGCCUUCCAAGCCAAUUAUAAAAUUGAACAUGGCCUACCAAGUAUCUCAAAUAUGCAAAUACGUUCUUCAGCAAUAUUAUCUGUAUUAGAAGCUCAGUUACAAACUGCAGAAGUUCAGGAAUUAUUAACCAAGGAUAAAGACAACUUUGAUUUAAUUUUUGCAGAAGCUAUUAUGCUUCCAUCUGUAGCUUUUUCACAUAAGUUCAAUGCACCAGUGAUACUAAUCAGUUCUAUGGGAGCUUAUUUUUACACUCAUGAUAUAGUAGGAUCAUUAUCACACCCAUUUCUUUACCCAACCUUUACGCAUAAAAGAAUUUACAACUUAAGCAUUUGGGAAAAAAUUGUUCAUUUAUAUAAUGAGUUUUGCUAUAAAUACGUUGUAUAUUUAAAUGAAGACAAUGAAAAUAAAAUGCUGCAAAAAUAUUUUGGACCAGAUAUUCCUCCAUUAAGUGAAUUGUACGACAAUAUCCAGAUGGUGUUUAUAAAUUUUAACCCCAUUUGGGCUGAUAACCAGCCAGUGCCGCCAAGUGUCGUUUACAUGGGUGGUAUUCACCAGAUCCCAGAAAAGGACUUACCAAAGAAUCUCAAGACUUACUUAGAUUCUUUGGAGAAAGGCGUUAUAUAUGUAAGCUUUGGGACAAAUAUUUUGCCAAAAAUGUUGCCUUCUGAUAAAUUAGAUAUUAUGGUAAAAGUUCUUUCUAAUCUUCCUUAUGAUGUUUUAUGGAAAUGGAAUGAUGAUGAACUUCCAGGAAAGGCAGAUAAUAUAAAAAUUUCUAAAUGGUAUCCACAAUCGGAUUUAUUAAGACACCCGAAGGUUAAAUUAUUCAUCACACAAGCUGGUCUUCAAUCAACUGAUGAAGCAAUAUCUGCUGGCGUGCCACUAGUGGCAGUUCCAAUGCUAGGCGAUCAGUGGUACAAUGCAGAAAAAUACGUUAGACACGGAAUAGGGACUAAAUUGGACAUAAAACAUUUAACUGAAGAUGAAUUUAGAAGUGCUAUCGAGACAGUUAUUAAUGACAAAAGGUACCGCGAAAACAUAGUGCAACUUCGAAAGAUAAUGCGUGAUCAGCCAGAGACUCCUAUAGACCGUGCAGUGUGGUGGUCUGAGUUCAAAGAAGACUUCUUGUACGUAGUGCUUAUAGAU